Molecule: messenger RNA, 366 nt
Organism: Malania oleifera
Lineage: Eukaryota; Viridiplantae; Streptophyta; Magnoliopsida; Santalales; Ximeniaceae
Exons: 1
Coding region: 1-366 (121 amino acids)
Source: RefSeq, a predicted model, not a curated record
AUGACUGAGGCCCCAACUGCUGCCACUACCCCUAGGCCGUCAUUGUUCCCAGCCCCUUCAUCUCCAGUUCCGCAGCCUACCCCUCCGGCGAGCCCUCCUGUUAUGGUCAAUAUCGACACCUGCAGCACGAGUGAUACGACUGUUCAUCAUGAGGAGGCUGCCACAUCUGUUGCCACUUCUACAGGAGGGACUGAGUCACCAGCGAGUCCUCCUGCGCCCACUGUUGCGCCACCCACAGAGGAGGUUUCUCCUUCAUCGUACCCGAUUGUUGCCACUGCGCAUCCGGAGGUGGAAAGUGCCAUCCUAGACCCUCUUACGAUAGCGCCUCGUACAAUCGCGCUAUUUCUUUCGAUCGAUGUCACUUAG